Hylaeus volcanicus is the source of this 4077-nucleotide messenger RNA. RefSeq names its product carcinine transporter (gene CarT). Gene Ontology annotation, biological process: transmembrane transport. Gene Ontology annotation, molecular function: transmembrane transporter activity. The transcript has 12 exons. Gene Ontology annotation, cellular component: membrane. Lineage: Eukaryota; Metazoa; Arthropoda; Insecta; Hymenoptera; Colletidae. Bases 898 to 2835 code for a protein of 645 amino acids. The record is from RefSeq and is a predicted model, not a curated record.
CCCUUAACCCAAUUGAAUUAGAAGGGCACACCCCGUGGCAUGCGUCGCGUCGCUUGCAACCGUAUCGUCCCGCAUUUCCUCGAUUCCCUUUCCGCGCGUGAAACUACUCGCGAGUGCACCUCUUCACUACCGAACGGAAGCUGGGAUCACGCGUGCUUGAUGUACUAUAUCCGAGAGAUGAACAAUAUCGGUGUUUUCGCCAUCAAAAUCCCGGAGUAACUCGACCAACAUCUGGUGUCUGCGAUAGUUCGUUGUAAAAUAUAACAAGAACGUAGCGACACGGGUUACAAUCUUGGUUCGGAUAAACCACCACAUUGCUUUACCACGCUGUGAAACUGGCCUGUCUGCUUUGUUAUUAUCCCUUCUAAAACGAUGAUGUGACAAGUGCUUUUUAACGGAGGAAUAGUAUUCGAAAGGCAGGCUCUGUGUGAUCGACGUCGAGCGGUUUGGGGGCGGUGAAUCUCGCAUCGUUGCGGAGAUGGGCAAAGUUUUAUUCGAAUAGUAUCGAAUAAAGUCGACGUCAAGCGAUUUUUCCGUGACAUAUUAUUCGAUCCAGUGAUUACAUUGCUUUCCGUAGAAUUUUAGUUUCGUUAGGUUUUGAUCAUUGCUUUCAAUUCUACAAAGCUAAUUUUCGCCAGUUCCACCAAUAUAUAAUAUAAAUUUGUUAAAUCGACCGCAAGAACUGGCACGUUGUCUAAAUAUUUGCAUUGCCUCGAAUCCGCUCCUCGGUGGAGACCCUCGUUUCACGAUCGCGAGGGUGAAAGAGGACACACCAGGAUGGAACGAAUAGCACGUCGGUCGAACUGCCCACGGAAGGGAGCUAAUACACGUCACGUAACGCUUUUCUAAGGUAUCGGCGAGGUUUUGGUAGCCUGGACGUGGCCGAAGUGCACGAGAAUGGAGCACCUGGAUGAUUAUCAGACCGCCGAGCCCGCCAACGGCAAAGGAACCGGGAACGUCGAUGAUGAAGAUGGUUUCGAUCUCGACGAUCUACUGCCGAUCGUCGGCGAGUUUGGUCGUUAUCAGAAACAGCUUCUCUGGCUCGUGUGUCUUCCGGCGUGUCUCCCUUGCGGAUUUUGCGCCUUCAAUCAGCUCUUCAUGGCCGACACGCCGCCCCACUGGUGCAAAGUGCCAGGAUUGGAGAACUUGGACGUGUCACGUAGAAGGAAACUCGCGAUCCCUAUCAGUCAGGAUGACAACGAAACGUACAGUCAAUGCACACGAUACGAUAUCGAUUGGACAGCGGAGAAUAUUUCUGUCGUGACGACGCUCUCGUCUAUACCAAACGCAUCGUGGCCUGUUGUCCCGUGCGAUCAUGGUUGGGAGUACGAGACCUCGGAGACACCGUCCUCCAUCGUUAUCGACUUCAAUUUAGUGUGCGAUCAUGCGAUUUAUCCGACGAUCGGUUUGGUCGCUCUGAACACUGGUGGUCCGAUAGGGGUGUACCUUUUUGGUACCCUAAAUGACAGAAUCGGCAGAAGGCUAUCCUUUUUCACAUGCCUAGCGACACUGAUCACAGGAGGAUUUCUAACAUCGAUAUCGAACAGCUUUUGGACAUGGGCUGCCACGAGGAUGGUCGUCGGCUUGACCAUACCAGCCAUUUACCAGAUACCUUUCAUCAUAUCUUUGGAAUUGGUUGGACCAAAUUACCGUUCGUUCGUGACGGUAAUGACUUGUAGCUUUUACACAAUGGGCCUGUGUAUGCUGGCUGGCGUGACCUACUUGAUAAGAGAUUGGAGAACGUUAGCAGUAACCACAAGUGCACCUUUUCUUUUGUACUCCUUGUACUGGUGGUUCCUGCCAGAGUCUCCACGAUGGCUGUUAGCGAAAGGCCGUCUCGGAGAGGCGAACGACAUCCUCGAGAGGCUCGCGAAAGUUAAUGGGAAAGAGCUACCAAUCUCUUUCACCCAGAAACUUCGUCAACGAAUGAUGAUGUCACGGUCCAAAAGUGAGGAGGAGAGAUUGCGCAACGGGCCUGGUGUUCUCUCUCUCUUCAAGUCGCCGAACAUGCGUCUGAAAACGUGUUUAAUCACAUUGAAUUGGUUUGCCAACAACAUGGUGUACGUCGGUUUGUCGUACUACGGUCCAGCUCUGGGGAACGAAGAACACCUGAGCUUCUUCUUUUCGUCUCUCGCUGAGAUUCCUAGCUACAUGGCUUGUUGGGUCGUGAUGGAUCGAUGGGGCCGUCGAUGGCCUCUUUGUCUAUGUAUGGUCGUUGCUGGGAUCUCCUGUAUCGCCACGGUUCUCCUGUCAUCUGACGCUGUGGUGGCUACGUUGAUUCUGUUCCUGUUAUCGAAAUCCGCGAUAUCUGCCUCCUUUUUAAUUAUAUAUCCGUUCGCCGGUGAACUUUACCCCACGCAACUGCGCGGCGUAGCGAUCGGUUUCUCUGCUUACAUCAGUGGUCUCGGACUUAUCAUCAUUCCUUUUGUUACUUAUCUCGGUAAGGAGAACUUGGUGCUGCCCCUCGUGAUAUUGGGCACCGUAUCGGUGAUAGGCGGUCUCUCGGGCUUGCGUCUGCCGGAGACUCUGCAUCAUCGUUUGCCGCAAACGGUAGAAGAGGGGGAGCUUUUUGGAAAGGACUGGACCUGUGCCGACUGCUUUCGUUGCGUUCCAAUCAAACCUUCGUCCGCUGCUGCUUCCUACGAGGACCUAUCGGCCAGAGAGACGAUGGAGAUGCACGAGGUUCCCGAACCACCUGUCGACAUUCCUCAAAGAACAUUGGAAGAGCAACAGAGACCCAGUGGCGCGAGCGUGCGUCGUUUGGUCCGUCAGUCCAGCGUGAUGGACACGCAGCGGGACUCCGACGGCUCCAUCAAGAUGACUUACUGGUUCUAGACUGGUUGAAUCGAGCCGUGUGCCUCAAAUAAAAUCGAAACAACGAUACGUAUUAUGCAUUGUCGUUUCUUACUCUAUUUGGGCUCUUGGCACACAAUCUAGAGGGAAGAAAACUUUUCACGGUUUCUAAUACUUAACGGUUAAAUUGUUCGUGAUGUAUAGAUUCGAUGAUGGAAAUAGUUUAUUUUUAAACAGGCAACGGAUUAAAUAUAAAUCCCCUCGAUUAUCGAAUGAGAAUUUCGUUGUGCCCUGAUGUGGACAAGUGGAGGGAGCGAAGGUUAGGGUAGUAAUGUAUAGACUGUGCAGGGCUGCUAUUGUCGCAGGGGCAGUAAUACCGUAGUACUAUAUUUGAUUUAAAAUUGUAAAAAGUAAACAUUCAUCGGAUCUGUCGUCAAACAUUCACAGCACACGGAGAUGUGCCGUAGUAUAGUGAGUAAGAAUCACUGGUUUUGAGGAUCAAGAUCCGUGAGUGAUUCGAUCAACUUAAUCGGGGAUCGGAUCUCUGUCAAUUUGUUUUCCUCGACGGUUUCUUGUAUGACUUGUUUAGAAUUUCAAGAUGGCCUGGAAAUGUAGCUAUGCUGGAAAGCCGAAGAGAUUGAACCGGGAUGUAAUUCAGAUUCAGCGAUCAGAAUUUUUAGAAAAGGUUACGUCACUAUUAAUUAAAUUUUCGUAUGGUAUCAAUUAACAAUUGCGAGCGCGUAUGUUAAUGGAGAAAAGACGAAUUUCUAGGUAUAAUAGCAGCGCAGUUGAGCCUCGCUUUUUACUUUAAAACGACACGUUGGAAUUCAGUGGAUCACAGUUCAAUUUCUCGUGCUUAUAUCUUUCGCGAAGAGCGUUAUUUUGACUCAUAACUGCAUCAGCAGAAAUAUGUAUGGUGUCGGUAUUAUUAUCAGUUAAAGUCUAGCGUGUAAUUCAUGUAUAAAAUUCGUUUAGCAUGAUUCUAUUUUAUUUCUUAACAAUUGUACAAUACACGUGAGACGUUUGAUUUCGUGUUCUCAUUUUUAAGUUGCUACGUAGUAUAGUUAAGUGGAAGUCACAGAAAUGAAACCGCAUCCUCGUAUUUUAUUUCUUACGUCAUUUCAUUUCUUAACUGUUACUAUUACAAAUUUUCUUACCGUUUCAUUAUGUUUCAUCGAUGAUAUGUGUUAUCUGCGCUAAUAUAGAUAUCAAACAUUUUUCGACAAAAUCUAAAUGACAGAAACUAUGGAAAGUACAAAUUAUUAAAGAAAAAAAAUUAAUCCA